This is a messenger RNA of Paracoccidioides brasiliensis Pb18, 2358 nucleotides long. RefSeq lists its product as uncharacterized. The record is from RefSeq and is a predicted model, not a curated record. Gene Ontology annotation, molecular function: protein binding. The coding region runs from base 1 to 2358 and encodes 785 amino acids. The transcript is spliced from 4 exons.
AUGCUGAUACAACUUGCGGGGCUUGCAGGAAAACUUUCUGCUGCUGCUGCUGCUGCUGCUGCUAAUGACAACGGUCCCCUGCUGCAUCGUCCAGAACCACAGACCAACCCUCGGAUCAGUACACCUAAUGCCGCCGCUAAUAGUAAAGAUGAAGAGAGUAACGAUAACAACUACAACAACAUCGGCGACCGCAAGGCCCUGCCAGUGAACAGUCAUGCAUCUAACACUUCCAUCUCUAAGCCGCGGUCUAUAGCUACCUCACCCUCAGUGUCUCAGUUACAACUGAAACUCUCUGCGGGCACGAGUACAAGCAAUCGCCAGUUGCGACCUCAAACCCCAAUCGACCCGCUUUCUCAGCAUAUCCUGCAACGUACAAAUACGGAGAAGCCUGCGCCCCCCAGAUUUCGCCCUCCUGCAAAAGCCGAUACGGAGCCUGGUGGAUCAGAAUCGCAGCGAACAUUUACUAUCCAGAAAGAAUUGGUGCCUGAAAUAUUACGAGAAACAAACUUCUCCCAGAAAACCUCAAAAGAUAAGAAAAAGGGAGUUUCUUUUCUAGGCCGUAUAAUCGGCGGCAAGAAGAAAACCUCUUUCCCCGAGUGGAAAGACGAUGACUCUGAAACGGGCGAGAUUCGUGCCACCGGUAUGGACGCUGAAGUAUUCGCUCAACCGAUAGGAUAUAUCCCUCGAUGUCCUCCGCCACCGAAGUAUAUCAAAGUUCGUUCGCAUUACAAGAAGGACAAAAUCUUUGAUCGCCUGUUUCUUGCUCAAGAGCUCUGCGGUACAGCUUCAUCGGCUACUAGUAAGCUUCACGAUGACAGAGAGCAUCCCUCUAGUCCAACUAGUUCAGAGGAUACGUCGUCGACCGGAAAGGCUAUCUGGACGCUUGAGUUUUCCCAGGAUGGCAAGUUUCUGGCUGCAGCCGGCCAGGAUAGAAAAGUUAGGGUUUGGGCUGUCAUUGCAUCGCGGGAGGAUCGCAAAGCGCAUGAGAUCGAAGAAGAGGCCCAGGACGAUAAGCCAUUCAUACGACUCAGGGCCCCUGUAUUUAAGUCCCAACCUGUGCGUGAAUACGAAGGACACACCGGGAGCAUUGUGGAUUUGAGCUGGAGUAAGAAUAAUUUCCUCCUGUCCUCGUCAAUGGAUAAGACAGUCCGAUUGUGGCAUAUAACGAGAGAAGAGUGCUUGUGUUGCUUUAACCACAACGACUUUGUCACCUCCGUUCAGUUUCAUCCCCAAGACGACCGCUUCUUCCUCGCUGGCUCUUUGGAUACGAAGCUGAGGUUAUGGAGCAUCCCGGACAAGAGUGUAGCGUUUAUUGCUACCCUCCCUGACAUGAUCACUUCUGUAGCUUUUACCCCAGAUGGAAAACACUCCAUUGCCGGCUGUCUCAAUGGCGUUUACCUUAUCUAUGAUACGGAUGGCCUGAAAAUACAGUCUCAAAUCCAUUUAAAAUCAGCGCGUGGACGGAAUUCCAAGGGCAGUAAGAUCACCGGCAUUGGGACGAUCAUCCAACCGCCGGAUGAUCCCAAUGGCGCAGUAAAACUUCUUGUCACGAGUAAUGACUCGCGAAUCCGUCUCUAUAAUUUCAGGGAUCGCACACUGGAGGCCAAGUUUCGAGGAAACGAGAACACCUCUAGUCAGAUUCGGGCCACAUUCAGCAGCGAUGGCCAGUUUGUUAUUUGUGGGAGUGAGGAUAGAAAGGCGUAUAUAUGGCCUAUCAAUUCGCCUGAGAAGGACCCAGAGAAACGCGCUGUUGAGAUUUUCGAGCCACAUUCUUCUGUCGUCACGACUGCAGUUAUGGCGCCGGUUAAAACCAAACAGUUGCUUGCAACCUCUGGCGAUCUUCUCUACGAUAUUUGCAACCCUCCUGCCGCUGCACCGGGUAGCGAAACCGCAUCUAUGUCAUCCAAACUAAAUACAGACUCUGGAAGCCCUCGGAGAGACCCUAUUCCCUCCACUGCCAGAACGUCAACAUUUCCACUUAAUGAAAUACCAGAGGAGUCUCUGACCCAUGCGUCGAAAUUUGCUCACCCUUGCGGAAACAUAAUCAUCACUGCCGACUGUAACGGUACAAUCAAAGCCUUUAGGCAAGAUUGUGGAUACAACAAACCACGCAGCGAGAACUGGGCUUCUUCCUUCUCUCGAAAAAUCCUAGGUCGAACUAGCUCUGUCUCAACCCGCCACAGCAUCGCCUCCUCCUUCGGGAAAGACUCCGUUCACAAAACCCCCUCCGAGCGCAUCCUAUCAUGGCGAAACACCGUCAUUAGGACAGAGAACUCAAGCCUGGACAACCUUCUCUCGAGCCUUUCGCUGCGCACCCGCAGCACCUCGCCCAGUAAAUCUUCCAAGGUCACAAAAUGA